AUGGACAGAGGAGGAGUCAGGAAACAAGGUCAGCAGGUGAGCCCAAGGUCGGACCUCACACGGCACCCGGAAGCUGAGGAUGGGACGAGGACCGGCGGCAUCGGGGUGACCUGGGCAGAAGAGCGCCAGGACUCUACCUCUGGGAGUCUGGGCAGGCGCGCGCUCUGGGGGAGGCCACCGCAAGCACCCCGGAGCACGGCAGGCCGGACCAGCCGCCCCUCGCCCGGCUGCGGCCCGAAGCUCGACCAGACCCCACAGCUCCGGCCCCGCCCACUCCGGGUCCGCCCCGCCCCGCCCCGCCCCGCCCCAGGCUCUGGCACCGCCCCUCACCGCCCCGCGGCGGCCCACUGCGCAGGCGCAGCGCGGGUGCCGGCCGUUUGGAGCGUGGCGCCGGCGGGCCCGCGGCUGGUUCUCUGUGAGGAGAAGAUCCGGGAGAAGAGCGGCCUGGUGCCGCACCGCGACUUGGCUGAACUUCAGUCAGUAUCGAUUCCUGGAACUUACCAAGAAAAGAUUACUCACCUAGGAAAUUCUUUGAUGAAUUUAACAGGUCUAAAAUCUUUAGAUCUCUCCCGCAACUCCUUGGUUAGUCUAGAGGGCAUCCAGUGUCUGGCUGUGCUGCAGAGUCUUAACCUCUCCUACAACUGCAUCUCCUCAUUAGCAGAAGUGUUUCGGCUUCGCUCCUUGAUUGAACUCACAGAUGUGGACUUGCGACUGAACCCUGUGGUCAAGACCAAGUCUGGCUACCGCCUGUUUGUUGUGCAUAUGCUCCCAAAGCUCAGGCAGCUUGAUGACCGUCCUGUGAGAGAGAGUGAGCGCAAAGCAUCCCAGCUACAUUUUGCUUCAGAGGAGUCACUCGACUCAAAGCAGAGCAUCCCAGAUGUUUUCAGAGCUGGAAGACCGCGCCGCUCCAGAGCCACGUGCACUGACCCCUCAGCCAAGAAGUGCCUGGUCAUGGACGCAGAUGAUGAGGCGGUCCUGAACUUCAUUGCUGAGUGCGAGUGGAACUUGGGCAACCCUCCUGGGAGCACAAGCUCCAGCCAGAGGGAGCGAGAGGCUGGCUUCCAUGAAGCCUCCACAGACCUUGAGGACUCAGCCCCUUCUUCUCAGACGUCAAGUUUGUUGACACAAAAGGGAUUGAAUCCUUUGCCUGCUCCCAACAAGCACAGGAAGCAAAGAAUGCCUGGCGGGAGAUUCCAGGUGCCUGCAGAUGAGGAGUGCCCAAGCUGCCCGGUGUGGCCAGGCAGGCCCUCCAGCCCCGAUGAGGGUCUGAGCCGGCAGAGCAGCUGGGAGGGCCAGAGUGGAGGGGCCUUUCCCCCCUCUGGGGUGCCAGAGCCCGAAGAGCAGUGGCCCCACGGCAUGAACGGCCCCAGGAAGGUGUCUCCCAAACCGCUGUCUGCUGUGCUGCCUGGGAAGAACGCUGCCCUGGAGGCGGUGCUUCUGGAGGCGCUCCUCAACCUGGUUGACAGGUACUGGAGCGGCUACAAGUCCCUGCACAGCAAUGAGAUAUUCCUUGCUCAGGCAAGGCAUAUUUUGUCAUCUGUUCAAGAAUUUACAGCAACUCAGGACAACUCAACAAUUAUGAAUGAGGAAAUUUGCUCCCUAACUCUUGAGAAAAAGUCUUUGCAAAGUCACGUUGCUGAGCAGCAGAACAGCGUGAAAAUGAGCGAGGUGCUGUCAGAGCUCAGCCAUGCGCAGGAGGAGGUGGGUGACUUGAGGCAACAUUUACACAAAUGUUUGGAGGAGAACAAUAGCUUAAAGUCUCUUUUGUUCAGUAUGAAAGAGGAAGUAAGAAAUGCAGAUGCCUCGGCCACAUUAAACUUGCAGAUCACUGGACUGCAGGCCGGUGUGAAGAAGCUGUCUGGGGAGAUGGCGGAGCUGAGGCAGCACCUGGAGCAUUACGACAAGAUCCAGGAGCUCGUUGGGAUGCUGCAGGAGAGUCACAGCUCCCUGGUCAGCACCAAUGAGCACCUCCUGCAGGAGCUGGGCCAGGCCCGCGUCCAGCACAGGGCCGAGGCGGAGCAGCUUCACUGGAGCUACAGGAAGCUCAGGAAGACCAUGGCCCUGUUCCCGCGCAGCAGGGACAGCAGCGCUGGGCGUGUCCUGGGCUCCCCUCCAGGCUCUGCCGGCUGAGGGUCUCCCACCUCCGUCCCUUCUGUUGGUAAUUACCUUGUGAGUUUUGAAAGGUAUUCAGGGCUGGUAGCUCAGUUUUCUAGAACAUCUGCAAAGACAGGAUUAACCGAAGCCCUUUGUUAAUCUGCUUGACAUGUUCUAAGAUGAGCAGAUGAAUUUUUCAUCACAUAUCUUCAGAUAAAGAAUAUGCAGUAUUUUUCUGCCUAAUGUGAAAGAGCUAUAAUGGUGAUGAAAGACUUUGUAUAAAAAGCAAUCCUAAUUUAAUAAAGUAAUAUAUUGUUCUGACAAGUGGGUCUCUAUAAAUCAUAGCUGAGAUUCUCAUUGAAUUGUUACCAAACACCGCCCCAAGGCUUAGGAGCAGGAACAGCUAAGUUCCCAGACUUAGAAGUCAUACAAUUGUGGGAAACAAAAAGUACUGUCCUUUGCUGUGAACACCCUGCAGUAGGGUGCCUGCCUCAGCCCUGCCUGGUUCUCUCCUGCUUGCAGUGCCGUUCUGAAAAUGAUGUCAUGACAGGCAUAAAAUUAGAUUUUUAGUUUGGAAACUUCAUAUCUUAUAUAAUACUUGCUUUCUUUGGUAAAAUAAAAGUAAUUUAAAAAAACGUUUAAGAUGUAACAACAGCAGGUCUA
Molecule: messenger RNA, 2757 nt
Organism: Manis pentadactyla (Chinese pangolin)
Lineage: Eukaryota; Metazoa; Chordata; Mammalia; Pholidota; Manidae
Gene: CEP72
Product: centrosomal protein 72
Exons: 13
Coding region: 1-2130 (709 amino acids)
Biological process (GO): spindle organization; regulation of protein localization to centrosome; centriole replication
Cellular component (GO): centriolar satellite
Molecular function (GO): protein binding
Source: RefSeq, a predicted model, not a curated record